AUGGGUAAUCUGGAAUUGGCAAUCAAUCCAAUUGAUGGGCUUUUCAAUGACCCCGAGGCCGCCCAGCACCGUAAGAAGAGGAGCCCUCUUGAGCUCCUCAGAACCAUCUUGUUGAUGCUCUCGUACGACCUAGUGAUAUGGUUCUUCAACAUGGUGAUCCACACAUUUUUCAGGGAUAUCCGUCUGCGUGGUACCUUUAACAUCCCUAAGAAGGGUGCCAUCAUUUUCGUCAUUGCUCCUCACCACAAUCAGUUUGUGGAUCCAUUGGUGGUGAUGUCUACAACCAGAGCUACCUCCGGCCGGAGAAUUUCGCUACUCACAGCUGCCAAAUCAUACAGAAGAGGCUUCAUUGGUACAGCUGCCCGUUUGUGUAGCGCCAUUCCUGUGGAGAGGGCUCAGGACUUGGUCAAACUAGCUCUGGGGACGAUUAAAGUGGAGAAGUUUGAUCCUGACGGAGAUAACGUCGACGUCAUUGGUGAGGGUACCAAAUUCACGGAGGAGGCCGAACCAAAGGGCCUUUUGGGUCUUCCCAACAGUUUGGGUAACGCUCAGAUUGACCAGGUGGUCUCUGACACAAGAAUUGUGUUGAAGAAGCCUUUCAAGGUGAACUUCGCGAAGCCCACCGAGCGUGACAAGCGUAUCAUAGAUUUACUCACGAACGGAACGAACUACAAGACCGCUCCUCAUGUUGACAAUCACCAAGUGUUUGAUAAUGUCUUCAACCAUCUCAACAAGGGCAGGGUCAUGGGUAUAUUCCCAGAAGGAGGGCUGCAUGACAGACCGGGCUUGCUCCCUUUGAAGCCCGGUGUGGGUAUUAUGGCAUUGGGAGCUGUAUCUAAGUCUGAUGACCCCGACGCCGUUGUCAACAUCAUUCCUGUGGGUCUCAACUACUUCCAUCCACAUCGCUUCCGGUCAAGAGUUGUGGUGGAGUACGGUAAGCCCAUCCGUGUGACCAAAAAGGAUAGCAUCAAGUAUGAGCAGAACUCCAGGGAAGUCGUCAACAAGUUGAUUGAGUUGGUCACAUUGAGACUAAAGGAAGUGACGGUCACUUGCGAUGAUUUCGACACACUCAUGGUGAUCCAGGCAGCAAGAAGAUUGUACACGGCUGCCAACCGAGAACACAUUCCGUUGCCAUUGGUAGUGGAGAUGAACAGGCGACUCAUGAAAGGCUAUCAGAAGUAUAAGCAUAGGCCUGACGUUGCUCAACUCAGAGAUAAUGUCUACCACUAUAACAAGAUGCUCAUGGCCAUGUCGCUACACGACCAUCAGGUUGAGGAUCUCACAAGCUCCAAUAGAUGGGUCGUAUUCUACCGUUUUGCGGUACGUGCAUUCCGGGUGUUCUUCUUCUUGCUCCUUUCGUUACCAGGCGUGUUUAUGUUUGCGCCAGUGUUCAUAGUAUCACGCCGUAUUUCCAAGGAAAAGGCAAAGGAGGCAUUGGCUGGAUCGGUGGUGAAGAUCAAGGCAAAUGACGUGAUAAGCACUUGGAAGAUCUUGGUGGCACUUGGUCUUGCACCGGCUCUUUACAUCUUCUGGGCUACCAUUGCAUGUUGGCUUUUAAGGUCUGCAAGUGAAUUUGUCAGAAACGAGAUACCCCUCAUAAUUCUUUUCAUCGCCAUGUAUUUGUGGAUGGUGCUCACAACCUAUGCAUCGUUGAGAACGGGCGAGAGCUGUGUGGAUACAUACAAAUCGUUAAAGCCACUCUUGAUCUCGAUGUUAUCGCACAGUCUGGAUAUGGUUCAGAUUGAAGAACUCAAGAAUACGCGGAGAAAGCUAGCGCAUGAAGUGAUGGAGUUCUGUGAAAAGUACGGGCCCCUGAUCUUUGACGAUUACGACAAGUUCUAUCGCGAAUACAACCGGAUCGACGAGAGCACGAGCGAUCUUGGAGAGGUGCUUGAAAACGACAAUGUGGAGGCAGCACCGGACCUGGGCCUGGUGUAUUCCAGAAGCGAAUCCUACUGGCUCGACAACUUGAGCAACAUUCCGAUUUUCUCUUCUGUUGACGAGAAGGACACUACGACCCUGGAGGACGACACUGAUGUCAGUGAUAUCACGCAGGAAGCACAGGAGAAGGACGGGGACGUAGAGGAAACGGAACGUGAAGUUGAGGACGACGAGGACGAGAGGAGAGAGAAUGCCCGGUUGAGGCUUCGUACGGCCAUGAAGAAGAAGGCCAACCGGUGGUGA
Messenger RNA from Candidozyma duobushaemuli, 2184 nucleotides. It is a transcript of the gene SCT2, whose product is annotated as bifunctional glycerol-3-phosphate/glycerone-phosphate O-acyltransferase. NCBI's taxonomy places the organism in Eukaryota, Fungi, Ascomycota, Pichiomycetes, Serinales, Metschnikowiaceae. Gene Ontology annotation, cellular component: endoplasmic reticulum membrane. Gene Ontology annotation, molecular function: glycerone-phosphate O-acyltransferase activity; glycerol-3-phosphate O-acyltransferase activity. The record is from RefSeq and is a predicted model, not a curated record. Gene Ontology annotation, biological process: phospholipid biosynthetic process. The transcript has a single exon. The coding region runs from base 1 to 2184 and encodes 727 amino acids.